Molecule: messenger RNA, 3189 nt
Organism: Carassius auratus (goldfish)
Lineage: Eukaryota; Metazoa; Chordata; Actinopteri; Cypriniformes; Cyprinidae
Product: transmembrane protein 268-like
Exons: 11
Coding region: 261-1310 (349 amino acids)
Source: RefSeq, a predicted model, not a curated record
AAAGGUUGUGACAACAGCAGGCAUGACUGAGAAGAAACUGAGGCAGACACAAUGAGAGAAAUGAAGAGACGGGUUUGCUGCCACAUACACACUCCGUUCUUCAGCAGUUAAACAUGUUUACUGUAUUCAAGAACUAGCAAAGCUUGCAGGCUUGCAGUGGAGUCAGAUAUCGUGUCAUCUGCUGUGCUUACAGACAGUGCACUUUGCCAAAAGCAUUGACUGAGACAAGCUGGGCCCUGACCUAAGCAGGUUCUGUCACCAUGGAGGAGAGGGAGCGGCAGUGUAACAGAGAGGAAAGAGCUGAUGUUGAAUCCCCCACAGGACAGUCAGUCACGGCAGGAGAACCAGGCACAGAGUCCACAUGGACGAAUGGUGAGUGUGUGGCGUCUGUGUCCACAUCCACUUGGUUCACUCCCACCUUUGACUUCUCACACUGCAGGACUCUUCUGGAAACCAAAGGCUUCCUGAUUCCAGCAGAAGACUUUGAGAGUCCACUUGGUUUAGCGCUGGACCACCCGUCCGUCAGAAGAUACCUGCUUUUCAACUCAAACAUUUUUAAUGUCAUCAUGGCACCCGUCUUGUAUUUGGUGCUGUGGUGCGCUGUGUACUCGACCAUUCACAUGUACCUCGAUGGCAGCACGGAGGGCUUCUGGGUGCUCUGUGUGUGUGUCAGUCUGGUGUCCGUGAUCCUCACCAUCGCCAUCAACCUCAUCUUCCACUACAGCAACAAAGAGAUCAACAUGAACACAGACGUGCGGUUGGUGGGGGUUAAUGAGCACAUGGCCAGACACAAGCUGCUGUUGGGAGUGGCUGACUGGGUCCAGAAAUGCAGAGCAAACAUGCAGCUCUUCUGCAUGUACUGGGACAUGUCCCCAUGUCUGAUAUCUCUGACUGAAGCGCUGGACAACAUGGGUUUUGUCAGGGAUCAAGUACAGAACAGACUCAAGAAAAGAAUGUCCCACCUAGUCCUAGUGACGGAGGUCACGACCCUGGCCCCCGAGGCUGGAGAACAGGACGAGGAGCUCCCAGAAGAAGAGCGGCCGCUGCUGGAGGGACGAGAGCCAAGCGCAUCGACUAGUCAACGAGAAGACUCUAAACUGACCAAAAACUUCAGCCUGAUGCCUGACACCACUCUCACUAAUAAGGCGAUUGCUCGGCAGCUCCUGAUGACCUACAGUGCACUUUAUGUCAGACUGCUGGUAUCAAACAAGCUUCCUGCUCCUCCCCAGCGGUCUACACGUGCAGGGAAGAAUCAUUCCACUUCCUGUCUGUGUCUGUGUGAGUACGUGGAGCUGAAGGUCCUGCGGUAGACGGACUAUCAUGACGAUCAAAUCUCACAUUCAAAAGUAUUAGUCUUCCCUUUCUCUGGGACGAAUGUUUUCGCUGUCAGUUAUGAUAAUCAAAGACUGUUCCUGCUGCUCUUGAAACUGUUAUGAUUUCAUCGGUGUACUGAAAUAUAUAUAUUUUUGGGUUUCCUGACUUGUGGUUCUCUAUUUAUACCAUUUGCUCUUCAUGUGUGAAAGAAUGAAGUGACAGUUCACAGUCCUUGUAUUAACCAGACAAACUGCUCCGAAAUCUUGCUCUACAUAGCUGUGUUUGUUUAUUUAUUUUUUAUAUUCAAGACUUGAUCUUCAUGAGAUGCUGAUUACACAGUCUCAACCAGGAACAAAGCAACAAGUGAUAAAAAGUAUUAACCUCAACAUUUAUCAACAGAAUGAUUAAAGGACUUGAGAUCAUAGGUACCUUUGUACAACAAUUUGUAGUUAUAAAGUUAUUAUAGUUUUUGUUAAAAUUGGUUUGGUACUAUUUUCAUAAGCAAAUGGUACAUAUUCCAAACUUCUUAGUACUAAUCUCACAACAAAUCAUCAAAAGUGCACUUUUUUCAAACAUUUUCGCAUAAUUUCAGUCAUGUUAGUACAAUCAUAAAAAUAAAAACAUUUUACUACACAAAAUAAGUGUUUCAUCUAUAUAAAUGUUUCAUUCACAGUAACUGUCUUUCAUAAAGUUUUUAUGAUCAAAUCUUUUAUUUGCAUGACUUCUCAUUCUUUGUCUAUUAUUUAAUCUAACUCAUCUUAAUUUUUAAUCAGUAAAUAAUUUGGUGUAUCUACAGAUACACAUUUAAUAGAUAUAUAUAGUUUCUACAGAGCAUGAUCGCUUUUUAUGGAAAACCAAAUGCAAUGAAUUAUUUUUUACACUAAAAGUGAUUUAUCUAAGAUGAUGACAACUAUUUUGCAAGGGUGUGUGGUUCAGGUGAACCCUAUUUUAUGGAGACAAAAUUUCCCAACAAAGAAGGCAAUAUCUGGAAUCAUUGUCCUUUUUUGGGUCCAAUGAGAAUUUGUGUAUGUUUAGGAGCAGUGUUAGUGUAGGGGGGAUACAGUAUAAAACUCAUUACUCCUAUGGGAUGUCACCAAUGAUAGGAAAACCUGUGUGUGUGUGUUUGUGUAUGUGUGUGUGUGUGUGUUUGUGCCUACUUACUGUAAUCAUAUUUUGGGAACAAACUGGUACCCAGAAAUAAGCAAAAUCACCAAAUCACGGACGUCCUCAUUUGUUAAACCAUGUGUUUUGCUCUUUAUGAACAUACAGCAGGACACAAGAGAGAGGAACUGAUCAGAGCUGUAUCAGAAGAAGGGAGAUAACAUUUUACAUUAUGCCACGUGAUACUGUAUAUAGAAGCAUUACCAUGGUAAAGACUGUACAUUACUGAAACUCACGCUUCAUCUGAAAAUUCUAAUGAAUCUAGAAUAUAGAUGGAGUCAUCUGACACAGUGAGGACAUUUACUGCAGUGACAGUAAACUCUGUUCUAGCACAAAACCUCAUGGCAUUGUAAUACAUUCAUCACAUCUUUUGAUGACAUUAUUAUGGAUUUAUGUGAAAUAAUCAAGUUAGGAAAUGUACUUUUUGCAUUGUUUGCUUGAAUGAACUGAUUGUUAAAAAUACUAACUUGAAAGAAGCUCGUACUGUUGUGUUUUGGUGAUUAAACCAAAUGUUCUCAAUACAUAUCACGAUGAUCUUGUGUUCUGAAACAAUGAUUAUGUAGAAGAAAAUAUGUACAACUACAAAGAAAUCAUGAGAUCAGGGUUUUGAAAGAAUGACUAGUUGUGUUAUAAGUGUGAUCAGUUUAAAGUUUUGUACUAAGACUUUUGAAAAUGUACACCUUACUUGUGAAAAUAGUACCAAACCAAUGUAAA